This is a messenger RNA of Paramuricea clavata, 40051 nucleotides long. The record is from the annotation of a GenBank genome assembly. Lineage: Eukaryota; Metazoa; Cnidaria; Anthozoa; Malacalcyonacea; Plexauridae.
AUGCCUCGUGAACGUCUCACUACGGAACGUGUGUUGGCAGAGUUCGAACGCGUGAUCCAGUCCAAUCGCCAUUUUCAUCUCAACGAAAGUGUGGAUGUCAAUAUUGUUCAUGUGGAAAUGCCUCAUGGAGGCAAGCAUACGAAGCGAGCUGAAAUUAAUUUGGAAAAGCAUUUAAUGAAGAAACGCUCAAUCAUACGGAUCCGGAACAAUGAUCAACUUUGUUUGGCGAGGGCUUUGGUCGUUGCGAAAGCCAAAAUUGAUAACGAUCCACAGUAUACGAGCAUUGUUGAUCAUCGCAGGGCUAUGCAAGUCCGUUUGGCUCGUGAAUUACACCAGAAUGCUGCCGUUCCUUUGGGUCCCUGUGGACUGGAUGAAGUCAAACAGUUUCAGACGUACCUUUCCAGUUACCAGAUCAAUAUUGUGUCCAAAGAUCAUCAGAACGCUCUUAUUUAUACUGGCCCCGAUCAGGAAAAGAGAAUUUAUCUCUAUCUUCACGAUAAUCAUUACGACGUUAUUACCAAAAUGCCAGGGUUUUUUGAGCGAUCGUACUACUGUCAUACAUGUAAGAAAGCUUAUGAUCAUCGAGAAGAUCACCUGUGCCCGAAUGCUUGUCAGUGUUGUCGUUUUCCCGAUUGUCCCAUCGAGUCUUGGGUUCACUGCAGUGAUUGUAACCGGAUGUUCAAAAGUCAAGCGUGUUUCGAUCGGCAUAAACAGUCAAGCGGAAAAUCGAUCUGUGCGACGAUGAUUAAAUGUCCUGACUGUCAUAGACUUAUCAAACGAGGUCCGAGAGAUCCCGAGAAACACCAUUGUGGCAUGACAAAAUGCUUAAUAUGUAAAGAGUACACUCGACCCGGCGACCAUCGGUGUUACAUGCAGCCCGUGGAAAAACGAAACGAAGGUUUAUCGGACAGUGACGAUUCGUCUGAGCACCCUGAGGAUGAUGUUACGGAAGGCGGGUACGACCAGAUGUUAUUCUUUGAUUUCGAGUGUCGUCAGGAAAAUGGAAAUCAUGAACCCAAUUUAUGUGUGAUUCAGAACGAAGCCGGUGACGAAUGGGUAUUUGAAGGGGAUAACACACACGGAACGAGUUUUGUGAAUGGUUAUUUCAAAAGGAACGGGCAAAUUGUGUGGUGAUGGCUCACAAUUUCCAGGGGUACGACAGUUACUUUAUUCUCCAGUACUUACGGGAGAACGGUGUCAAGUACGAUGUCAUCGUGCGCGGGGCCAAAGUCCUUUCCUUAUCCGUGGACAUGUUCAAGAUAAAAUUUAUCGACUCCUUGAACUUUAUUCCGAUGAGAUUAGCAGAUUUUCCAAAAACCUUUGGUAUCGACGAACUCGCAAAAGGGUACUUUCCGCAUCUUUUCAACAAGAAAGAAAAUGAAAAUUAUGUGGGACCGAUCCCACCCACUCCCUACUACAACCCGAACGGAAUGAGUCCAGCGGCCAAAGAAAAGUUUUUAGAUUGGCAUAGAAAUUUGAAGGACAACGAAUACGUGUUCAACUUCAAAGAGGAAAUUCUUGCUUAUUGUCGUUCCGAUGUGGAUAUUCUACGGCGUUGUUGCUUGGAGUUUCGCGAACUGUUUCGUAACGUCACCGACAUCGAUCCCUUUGAGAAAUGCCUUACCAUUGCGUCCGCGUGUAAUCUAGUGUAUCGGACCAAUUACCUUGAAGAGAACACCAUUGCCAUCAUCCCACCACGCGGUUACUGUCCCGAGAACGUCCAGUCCCUUCUUGCCCAAAAAUGGUUGUCGUAUACGGCCGAGCGAAACGAAAUUGACAUACAGCAUAAUCGUAAUGGAGGAGAGAAGCGUGUUGGUCGGUAUUUGCUGGACGGUUAUCACGAGGAAACCCACACGGCCUAUGAAGUUCAUGGAUGUUUCUGGCAUGGUAAGUGUUUGAAUAAACGCCUCCCUCGAAUAGACGCCCCUUAGAAUAGUAUUUUAGAAUAGUAUUUUUGUUUAUUUCUUAAAGGAUGUAUAAACUGUUACACUCGCGACACGAUGAAUCCUGUCAAAGGUAAAACCAUGCAUGAUCUUCGUCAAACGACCGCGGAAAAGACCGAGUAUUUAAAAAAUCAAGGCUACAACGUCGUAGAAGUUUGGGAGUGUGGAAUCAAACGAGAACUGGCAGAUGAUGAGGACAUGAGACAUUACUUUGAUAAUUAUGAUGGAGUCGAUUCUCUGGAGCCUCGUGACGCUCUGUAUGGAGGACGAACCAAUGCGUCGAGACUCUACCAUGAGUGCGAAGACGAUGAGAAAAUAAGGUAAAAUGAUUUUGAGUUUAAUUAUGACGUCAGAGCAACUCGAGUGAUGACGUCAUUUCUCUUACAGGUACGUGGAUUUCACCAGCUUAUACCCGUUUUGUAACGCCCUAACAGAGACAGUUGUUGGCCAUCCGAACAUCAUCACCGAAAACUUUGACGACGACAUCUCCAAUUACUUUGGAUUAAUCAAGUGUACGGUGCUUCCACCACGAGGCCUGUUCCACCCUGUCCUGCCAUACCGCACGCAAGGCAAGUUGAUGUUUCCCCUCUGCAAGACAUGUGCCGACACAUGUAACCAGGCCCCCUGCGAUCAUUCCAACAACAAAAGAGCCAUUCAGGGUACAUGGUGUCACAUCGAAUUGAAGAAAGCACUGGAAAAAGGGUACCAGAUUCUACGACUCCACGAGGUGUGGCACUUUCCCGAGACCUCGAGUGAAUUGUUUAAAGAAUACAUUGACACGUUCUUGAAAAUUAAACAAGAGGCAAGUGGGUACCCGAGCGAAUGUGUUACCGAAGAGCAGAGACAGCAUUACGUGAACGAGUACUUUGAGAAGUCGGGAAUCCGUUUAGAUCCACACAAGAUUGAGCGCAAUCCUGGCUUACGCGCUCUGGCGAAAUUGAUGUUGAAUUCGUUCUGGGGUGAGUACCAUGGUUUCACUGAUAUGUUUUCUCUACGUGAUACUUAAACAGUUUCUCGUAUAGGUAAAUUUGCACAACGACCCAACAUGGUGAAAACCGAGCAGAUAGAAGAUCCACAAGUAUUCUUCGACUACCUUACCUCAGAUGAAAUCAACGUGCUCGAUGCCGGCCUGGUGAGUGACGACAUCAUUGAAAUCCGGUACGAGUAUACGGACAAUUUCGUCAAACCCGAUGCCAAGACCAACGUGGUCAUUGCUGCUUUCACCACCGCCUAUGCCCGUCUCAAGCUUUACGACGUGCUGGACAUGUUGCAAGAGAGAGUGAUGUAUUACGAUACCGACUCAGUGAUUUUUGUCAGCAAACUCAAUGAACCCGAACCUUCCUUGGGCAACCAUCUCGGCGAAUUAACCGACGAGCUAGGAGGUGAACACAUCACCGUGUUCGCGUCAGGUGGUCCAAAAAAUUAUUGUUAUCGGACAAACACCGGUAAAGUCGAGACCAAAGUGCGUGGAAUCACUCUAGACUGCACGGCGAGGCAAAAGGUGAACUUUAAUGUGAUUCGUGGAUUGGUGUAUUUACAUGCAAAAUGUCGAGUGACGGGGCAAGUGUCUGUGGACAUUCCGUUUAGAAUCACAAGAAAUAUCCGAACCAUGGAAAUUGAAACGAGGCGCAUGAAAAAGGACUAUAGAAUAGUUUAUAAUAAACGUGUAAUUAUGGAUGAUUACAGAACAUUACCUUAUGGGUACUAAGACAUAACAGUUGUUCAUUACAGUUGAAAUAAAUAUUUUUACAAAGACGGUUUGAUCUCUGUGUUAAUUUUUAAUGUUCAGUUUGUGGUAAUGAUCCAGAUUCACCCCCGUUUCCUUCUCCAGUGCAUCGAUCUGCUUUUCGUUUUUUCUAGCCAUGUCCCACAUGAUCAUUUCUCUAGCGUUCAUCUGGUAGGUAAAGGUGUUCCCCUGGGGGGCCCGAGGUACCGUUAUACCCGUUAGUGUUUCCAGUAUGAUUUGUGUCAACAUAAUGGAGUGCAACGUCGCAUUGUCAAUAAGCGUUGCUGGUAUUAUAUUCUUCUCUAUCAAAAGUUUCAUCAAAUCCAGAGUUGCCAAAUUUCCCUCUUGUGAAAUAAUUUUGUCCGAGAGCCAGUGAGUGACAAUGUUCCUCCAAGCCAUGUUUGCUUCAAAUGAUUAGGGAACUAAAGAGUCAGUAUCCUUUAUAGGUUUUGAUUAUGGAAUAAUAUGUAAUGCAUUGAUGGACUGUCCCAUUGUGACACGGUCCUCGGAAAUGUAUCCGUGUUCGACGCAUGCAUACCACACUUUCUCGAUAAAGUCUUGGUCUGUUAUAAUUGCCUUGUCGUCUUCAUAAUACGGUACUCCGUGUCUUAUUAACUCCUCUUCGGAAAAUUCCUCUAGAAUCUUAUCGUACAGAUUAGUAGCACACACGUUACGACGAAAUACAAGUUCCUCAUUAAUGAAAAAUAGUAUAGCGAUGGUCAUCCUGACGCUGUCCAACAUUGAAUGAAAUCUGUAGAGGCAUCAUGCCUUUUAUAGGUUACAAUAACUGAAAGAUCACGUGUUUCAAUGCUCGCCUGUGUUUCACGCAAAAGAUAGUUUUCCAAUCGUCCGCCGUAUACUCAAUCAAUUCGAAAUCAUGUACUUUCAUAUCGCUCAAACUUUCAGUAAAAGCCUCCAUCACUUUUGUUUCCGAAGCCUUUUCCAGAGCAUGGUCAAAGUAUAGACAUAACCGUUCGUCUCUUUCCAUCGUAAGACACUGAUGAUGCGUCUGAGACAGAUGCUCUGUCAUGCAACCGUUACAAUUUUCAACAACGAGCUGAGAGAUGAUAGGAGCGAUUUCUUCAGCUGAAACUUUUAAAAGUUUUUUGAUGAUACGUUUCUGACGAUGAUAGAGAACAAGUUCCUUAUUGUCGAUAUCGAUAGGUUUAGACAUGUUUACUCUUUAAUGUAAAGUAAUGACUGUUUCUUCCCAAAGGAAAAAACGUUUUAUAUGUGCGUGUACCUUUAAAAACCUUCUCAUAUUAGAGUGUGCGUCAUGGGACACUCUGCUAGUAAAAAUCCAAAGGUCAAUAAAAAUCAUAAUAAACAGAAAAUGUUUAGAAUCGGUAUAAGCGCAGGGAGAAAUGAUCUUAAUCUCGAGGGGCAUGUACAAGUGGGAUACUGUAGUAAAACCGUCAAAAAUUACAAUCCCAUUGAAAAGACCCAGGAGAAUAGUAUUGAAAACGUUGAAGAAUGAAAGGAUUUUGUCAUUUCACGUGUGAACAUGGACGACUACUUAUCUAGCGUGUAUUACGAUCCAAAACGACCUGGAGGAUUUGGCGGUGCGAAACGUUUGUAUGAAGACGUUAAGAAGGAAGGAAGAUUUGCGCUAAGUCGUAAAGAAAUUAGGGAAUGGCUGAUGAAACAAGAUGCAUACACACUGCACAGACCCAUGCGCCGCCACUUUAAACGAAACCGUGUCAUUGUAGGGGGUAUCGAUCAACAAUGGCAAAUGGAUCUGGCGGAUAUGCAAUCCAUGCAGAAGUUUAAUGAUGGAUAUCGUUAUCUACUCGUGUGCAUCGAUGUCUUUUCCAAAUAUGCAUGGGUAGUCCCGUUGAAAAACAAGACAGGUCCCACGCUGGUCGAAGCUUUCAAAGUAAUUUUAGCGUCUGGACGUAAACCCGAGAAGAUCAUGACGGAUCAGGGCACGGAGUUUUUGAAUAGACAUUUUCGGGCUUUAAUGAAAGAAGAAGACAUCGAACUGUACAAUACGUACAAUGAAACCAAAGCUUCUAUCGUGGAACGCCUGAUUCGUACGUUAAAAACGAAAAUGUGGCGCUACUUUACAGCGAAGAAAACGAUGAGAUACAUUGACAUGUUACCCAAUCUGGUCUAUUCUUACAAUCACAGUGUUCACCGUAGCAUCAGGACAAGACCCGUGGACGUUACUGCUGGGAACGAGAAGGAAGUGUGGCACACCCUGUAUGAUGAGCAUAGCGUAGCGAAAAAUGUAAAGUACAAGUUUAGGAUUGGCGAUCAAGUGAGAAUUAGCAAGAUGAAACGAACAUUUGAAAAGGGAUACUUGCCGAAUUUCUCCAAAGAGAUCUUUACAAUAAGCAAACAAAUACCUCGAGAUCCUCCUGUGUACAAACUAAAGGAUCUGGACGGUGAAGAACUCAAAGGAACAUUUUACGAGAAAGAGUUGCAAAAGAUCAUUAAGGAAGAUGACGUCUACGAAAUUGAAAAGAUCCUGAAAAAACGUGGACGUGGCAGUAAUGUACAUUAUCUUGUAAAAUGGUUAGGGUACCCCGGUAAAUUUAACUCGUGGGUACCCGCUUCUGAAAUAAAUAAGAUUUAAACCGUUGAACGUGCUGUUUGUUUGUUAUUCUCAUCGGGGAUUCAUAAUGAGCGGAACACACUUUUACCUCACGCUUCCGAGCAAUGCGUCCCUGGACGUUUUUCCCGAUAACAAAACAACCGAAUAUCGUGUAAAAUUACCGCAACCCAUUGAUUUGGAUGGCAAUUGGGAAGUCGGACUGUACUCUAUUUCCUAUCCCUACACGUGGUAUACCCUGCGGGAUAUUAAUGUGGAUACUCACUUCCUUUAUUUGAGUUCUACCGAUAAAUGGAUAUCAUCUGCGGUCAUAAAGUACGGACACUAUGGGACUAUGGAAGAGUUCACUAAAGGUAUGAACGAUGCUCUGGAACAAGAGAUCGGUAAUAAUACUGACAUAUAUCUAACGUACAGUGCCUUAACGGGAAAAGUGACCGUUCACUUGAAACCCAAAUGCAAACUUUUUCUUUUUUCCGGCAAAUUGUCCCUUAUCCUGGGAUUCGGUGGAAAAGAGGUGAAAAUUGACAAAACGGGUGAAAGUCCUCACGUAGUAGAUUUAAAUAUCUUUUCGACGAUCUACACAUACUGCAAUAUCGUUCAACCACAGAUCGUCGGAGAUACGAGUGCGCAGUUACUUCGAAACGUUCCCGUCGAAGGAAAGUAUGGUGAUAUCGUUACGAAAACGUUUACCAACAUACAAUACGUGCCUGUCCAAACGAAAUCCUUCGGAGACGUGAAAAUUCUUUUAAGGAACGACACAGGUGAUCACGUGCCAUUCGAACGUGGGAAAGUCAUAGAGACACUACAUUUCAGACAGCAUACUUAUUUUACCUGAGAGAAUGAAUAAUCCGUACGUACGUUAUUACCUGGAUCAACAACAAGGGCGUGGCAUGCCAGUGUUCAAAGGCAGCCCCUGGCAGGUGGGGUACGGGCUGGGAGGACUGUUCCGUACUCUUGCAAGAAAAGCAAUGCCUUUGAUCAAAAGUGGAGCGAAAGCUCUUGGAAACAUUGCCCUGAAAAGUGGGACAGACUUUGUGGGCGAUGUCCUGGCAGGUAGAAACGUGAAAUCAGCAGCAAAAGCACGAUCCAUACAGGCCGCCAACAUUGCAAAAAGAAAAGCUAUCGAUACACUAAGGAGUCAAACGGGGAGCGGAAAACGGAAGCGCUUAAGAAGUGUAAAGCGUUCAAGAAGUGCAAAGUGAACAGCUAAAAAGAGAAAGACAUCUACAGUCAGCCGCAGUCAGAGCAAGAAACGGAAAACAGUUAAAAAGAGAAAGGCAUCGGCAUCUGCAGCCAGACGCAGACAGACCAAGAGACGGAAAACAGCUGCGGACAUAUUUGGUUAAAAUCAUGAAUCUCGUACAUUCCAAAUCGCAAGAAUGCACAAAAAGCGAACUCGAUCUAUUCUCUGUGCCCCCAACACAAAUCAGUUUAGAAAAAGGACACUGGGUAGAUCAUCAACCCGUUUCCAGUGUAGCCGAUGGUGGUGUCAUUACGUUCCUGUCUCCGGGCACUGAAGAUUAUGUGGACCUUGCUAGAACGAUUCUUGUGGUGAGAGCAAAAGUGACAAAACCAGAUGGCACGAAUCUCGGAGCAGCCGAAAAGGUAUGGUGUUUUUCAUAUUGAAUACACCGUUUUCAAAUAUUAAUUUCCUUCUAAUCCGUUUAAGGUUGGAGUGGUGAACAAUUUCCUCCACAGCCUGUUCAAACAGGUGGAUGUCUUUUUGAAAGGGAAACAGGUCACUCAGGCUACCGGAACCUAUGCGUACCGUGCUUACUUGGAAACCCUUCUGAACUACGGUCCCUCUGCAAAAGAUUCACAGCUCACAGCUGCGUUGUAUUACAAAGACACUGCAGGAAAAAUGGAUGUCGCGGAUCCUACGGUGGCAGGUGGUAAUGGCAACGCUGGUCUCAGAGCAAGAUACGUUUUCAGCAAAGCAAGUGGAACUGUUGAAAUGACUGGCCCCAUAUUCAGCAACAUAUUCAUGUCCGAACGUCUCCUGUUGAGCUACGUGGAUCUAAAAGUUAUUUUAAAUCGAAGCAGCGACGAGUUCUGUUUGAUGGCCUCCGAAGACGAUGCCGAUUUCCGCGUGAAACUUACUGAUGCUUAUCUCAAGAUACGUAAAGUGAAAAUCAAUCCUAGCAUUUCCGUGGCUCACGAAAUAGCUCUGAAAAAGGGACCUGCUAUCUAUCCUAUCCGUCGCGUCGAAUGCAAGAGCUUCAUCGUUCCCGCUGGAAAUCCCUCCCUAAGGAAGGAUAACCUUUUCAAUGGACUGGUGCCAAAAACAGUUGUCUUUGGUAUGGUCGAAAGCGACGCGUUCAAUGGUGCAUUAAAAAAGAAUCCGUACAACUUCCAACAUUUCAGCGUGUCCUCCAUUGGAAUAACCGUCAACGGAGAAGAAAUGCCAUUUAAACCCUUGCAGCUUUCCUAUGGCACAGCACCUAAAUACAUCGAAGCAUUUACCACACUGUUCUCUGGUACGGGAAAAAUGUAUCACAACACAGGAAACGAUAUAUCCCGAGAAGAAUUUCCAAAGGGUUACGCCGUGUACGCCUUUGAUUUAACACCGGACAUGUGUGGAGCCUCUCCUCAUUUUAACGCUGUGCAGAAAGGGACUUUGGCCAUUGAUAUCCAGUUUUCCGCAGCGCCUGCAAAUGCUGUGAGUCUUGUAUGCUACUACGGAGAGUUUGAGAAUACCGUGCACAUUGAUUCCGAAAGAAACGUUGUCUACGAUUAUUCUGGAUGAAUACUGCCCAGAUAACCCAUGCCUUGGAACAAGAUCCCGUAACAAGCAAGAAGUUUUGCGGUGUGUUCCCUAGCGACAAGCUGCCUCAGACGAUCGAGAGAUAUCCGUGUGGAUUCGUUGCGAACACUGAUACGAGCAGUGGACCUGGAACCCACUGGGUCGCCUUUUACUUUCCAUUGGAAGAGAAAGGAGAAUUCUUUGACAGUUACGGGCAUGCACCCGAGUACUACAGGAAAUCGUUUGGAGACUUUUUAAAGUCUUGCGUAUGGGAUUUUAAUAGACGUAAAUUGCAAAGUGCUUGGUCGGAUGUAUGUGGCCAGUAUUGCAUAUUUUACCUUAACCAUAGAGCAAGAGGUCAGAGCAUGAGUAAUAUCGUACAUUUAUUUAACAAUGAUACGACUUUAAAUGAUACAAAAGUAUCCCAGUUUGUUAAGAGCCAUUUUAAGGUAUUGUUAAAACAUUCCAAUGUUAACCUUAAUCAGUUCAGUAGAAAGAUGUUUUCAAUAAAAUUGUUGUAAAAGCUGUAGUGUGUUCUUUUUAUUCUGCGCAUGCGUACAAACUUGUGUCCCACAUGCGAACCGUGCAUAAAAAUACUGCCCCAAAGAAUUGACGUCAAUACAAAAUUGAUUUUUAAAACAUUUUUAUUAGUACAUGCAAACAGUUACAACAUUUUUUAAUAAGGAAGCCAUUGUUUUGGUUUCGCCGCCUGUCUUCUGAGUAAACCACGGAUAUAUUUCGCGGGACUUGCACGUGGUGAUGUUGGUGGCGGUGGUCUCGGUGGCGGUGUCUUAAAAACAGCCUCUUCCGCGCCAGGCGGACUGCCCAUUUGAACCUGAUCCCAUCUUUCUGUGUUUCUUGCAAUAUCUUUGGGUACAUUAAUCUUUGACAGCCCGCGAAAGAAUUCCUGCGCUCCCUUGGGAUUAAAAUUCUUACGUGCCCGCAUGGCAUCACUCACCAGAUCCGAUAUAUUCGAAUCAGGAAUCUCCUUACCGUCCACUUUAACUUGCCCAGAGUCGUCCCAGGAAAACACGUCGGGUCUUGCUUUCAAACGCCUCAAAAGAGUUGCGGCUUUCGGGCGUAGGGUUACAGGUAAAUGUCCGAUCACGUCCACGUCAGAUAAAGGCGCUUUCCCUCUGGACUUCUGUUCCGUAUCCGGUGCUAUGCGGACUGUAGGUACUUGAUCGUCCUUCUGUCGCUUCAAACUCAGAUAACUUUCCAUGUUCGCAUUGUACAAUUUCUGUUUUUCGACAUCGGACAUGCCUGUACUCUGAAGAAUCUCUGACAUCACCGUAUCCUGAUGCAUCAUCUUGGCUGUAAUUGGGGAGGUCUCAAUCUUUUGUUUCUGUUCAUAACGAUUAAGCACGUCCUCCGGGACCAAUACCAUGCGUUUCGCAUGCUUCAUACUAACAAACUUCCAAGUACAUUCAACACUGGUGGUAAGACAGCUGACAAUAAAUUUCCACCUUUCUGAUUAAGGUACAACUUCUUCCGUUUUCUUGACACUUUCUUAUUGGCUAAAUCACGGAGAUGUGUCUUGUAACGUGCAAAACGUCGCUUUUGCCGAGGUGUUACCGGAAUGACACCUUUAAGUAAAUUCAAGGAACACUCACAAAUAGCUGUGAUGACAUUCGCUGGAACGUUAUCGAUGAGUAAUUUUCGCAAUUUAGGUUUAGAUUUGACAAUGACUUGAAGAUAAGGAAGACUUCCUUUCAUACGUUUUGACAUCUUGCAAAUGAACCGUUUUCAAUACACGUUCAGCUUUUAAGCACGUUUCACAUAAACAAUCUGUCUCUCUUUGGGAAAAAUGCUGGUUCUCAGACGCAUGUUCUCUGGUGUCAGCUGAUGACAAUCGAUGACUAAAUAUCCGUAAGGCCUGCCCGUCGCAUUGUGAAAUGCCUCCAGAAGGUAUCCGGUAUGUUUAGGAAACAUCUGCCUGGCAAGCGUGGAAACACCUAGCGAGUCACGUGGGUUUCUAAACACGAUGAGAACGUGACUAUUCAAACUAAUCGUUCGAGAACGUUCGCCUGGCGGGAACAAAUUCUGAGUAAGGUACAGCACGGACAUGCCAAGGUGAUGGGAAUCACGUGUAAACAAAUCCGAGACACGUGGAUCGUUGGAACAUUGUGACAUCAAGUCAUCGAGCACGACUAACGAGUUAUCAUGUCCGCGGGUCAUCUCGCACAAAUUAUCGGGAAAUCCUUCCACGAGAGUUAAAUUGGGAACUGUCUGCAACAUUUCUUCGAAUUCCUUCUGAUAUAUGCCGUAACAGUAUAUUAUUUUAGUCGGCACAGGAUUAAAUAGUUCCUCUGCAUGCCGUAACAUGGAACGGACCAAAUAGGAUUUCCCGCUUUGACUUUGCCCACAAAUAUAAAAAUUUGCUGGUGUUUUAAAUCUCACGUCCAUUGUGUUCACGUGCAUAACACGCACUGCGUUAUGAUUUGACGUGUCCGUUCAAGCAAAUUACUAGUAGUAUGAGAUAAUGUUCUCAUGUCAAUAUCAACGCCUCGCGCUUGCAAUUCGUCUAGUAUCACUUCCAUCGCAACAAAACAACAAAUGAAUACAACAUGUGAAACCAUUUAUUUAUAUACAACAAAUUCAUUUAUAUACAGCAUAUUAAAUCCUAUCUAAAGUUCUACCUUAAGCUACAAUUAGCUCGACGCACUAAUUCUAGCUACAUUUCAUAGUAUAGUAUUAAAAAGUCACAUGUGAAUAAACGUUUUCGCGGGAAAAUACAGAACAAGGUCGUAUAUUGUUAAAAUGUUGUCCAAAAUGUUCGUCCUUGUGCUCGUAAAGUUAUCACUGGCGUAUCUUUGUAUUGAGUUCAAAAGUUACCAUUAUUUGGACUGCUCGAGACUUGGCAUCUCAACCUUUCCCCGGUAUGGAAAACACUACUGGGUUGAAGUCCUCGAUUUAAAGAGAAACAAUAUAUCCUUUUUGAACCUCUCAGCCGUUACAACCGACUUUCCGAAUAUUAGCCAUGUGGAUUUACGACACAACCCCCUAGAUUGUACCAGGCUGCCAGUACGCGUAAGGGUACACAUUAUAAGUGACUGCCCCCGUACCACAAACAUGUCCAUAGCGUCGGCCAUUAUGUCGCAAUCAUCCAAUAUCAUGCUACGUAUGACAGCACCUCGAGCCUCCUUGAUAAAAACCGUUUAUAAUACCCCUUCCACCGCAAGCGUCCCGACCCCUUCUCCAGUCAACACCGGCAAAGAUCAUAUCCUCCUGGUGCUAUCAGUUCUAAUACCAACCGGCAUUACAAUACUCGGCAUCGCGUGUUUUUACAUCGUUCGAAGGAGAAGGCGCCGUUCAUUUUAUAGAGAAUUCCUUGCACUAAACAAUACUCGUCGCCAAUUCUCAAUUGAUUCCCAUUCUUCAGAUUCAUCCUACGAGGAAAUAAACCAUGUACAGGAGAGUUCAUUUUAAUAUCCUUCUAAAAACAACACUAUUUUACUAUUAUCAAUACCAAUGUUCUGUUAUAAAAAACAAUCUAAUUUAGGGUGUGCCCCGCAGGGCCUGCAAUACCUUCCUGUUGUGUUAACUUAUAAUGACAUUUCUGAAAUGACGAAUGUACAAAAAUAGCUUGUGUACAAAAUGUGCUAUUGUAAAGGCCGAUUUCCGCUGUCGCAUUUUUUGUACGCACGUACACGCACGUAAAACUUCGAAUCCUCCUAUUUCUAACUAAUUUACAAAUGCGUCCUAAAACUUGCGGAACACUGAGUUCUGUUGCCCCACUUACCUGGUUAAUUUAUAAGUAACAUCCAGACGAACCUAAAGUUUUACGUGCGUAUACGUAUGAAAAACGCAACAGUGGAAAUCAGCCUUAAAGGAGACGCGGAAACGGUAUCUAUGUUUAAAUGACCUCUGCUCUAAGCGGUUAUGUUCCGAUAAACACUCGUGUGUUUGACAGGAAAACCCGAUAGCUUAUACUAUAUUAUUCGACAUAAUGUCUAUACAAGAGUAAACAUACGCCUACACGCUCCUGAAACAGAUUGUAAUAUUAAUGCGAAAUACUAUCAAUUCUUUACUGUUCAUUUUAGCGUGCCUAUGCAUUCAAAAUAAGACCCAUUCGGGACACGCUAAAAUGUACAGUACUGUUUAAACCAUAUACGCAGCAGACGUUAAGAACUUCAGUGUAUAUUAGUAUUCCAAAAUUGUACAUAUAGUUUCUUUACAUGCAUAUAAGACCUAUAAUCAUAAAGGCAAUGUUAUAAUUACAAUGUAGUGUGAGACAUUGCUAAUGUGCUUUCGCCACUUCCCGACCGCCCAAGUGACAUCAGUUCGGUCUCAGAGGGCCUUUGUAGAACAGCUGCGCUUCUCUGCCGCCGUCCCGCCACACAGAGCCUAUAGCCGUAAAACAGACCCAGAAACAACACUAGUCCUGCGGUCAGCCCGAUAAUAAUGAAGUACAGAUUAGGGGUCGAAGCCGAGAUCCUGGUCGGAACCCUUGUGGAGACUAUGGUAGAGGUCAGGGUUCCGGUGAGGGUUUGGGUUAGGAUCCAGGACCGAAAUGAGAUCCGGGGUGCAGUCGGGAUUAAGGUGCGGUCGGGAUUAAGGUGGGGGUCGAGACUAAGGCAAGGGGUCGAAUCAAGGUCCGGGACGCGGCAGGGGUCAGGAUCUGGACCUUGAUUCGGCCCCCGACCGUAGUUGCAACCCCCACCUUGAUCCCGAGCACUCCCCGGACCUCAGUUCAGUCCCAGUUCCUGACCCCACCCCCCACCGGAACCCUAACCUCGGUCGCGUCUCGAACCUUGAUCCGGCCCCCGACCGUAGUCUCAACCCCCACCUUAGUCCCGACCACUCCCCGGACCCCGGUUCAAUCCCGGAUCUUAACCUCACCUCCUACCGGAACCCAAAUCCCGGCAACGUCCCGGAUCCUGAUCCGACCCCAAACCGUAGUCUCAACCCCCACCUUAAUCCCGACCACUCUCCGGACCUCAGUUCAGUUCCAGGACGCUGAGGUUAGGGUUCCGAUGGGGUCCGGGGUCCGGGGUCCGGACCAAGGUCCGCGGAGCGGUAGGGAUUAAGGCCGAGGGCAGGAGGAAGGUUCGGGGUGCCACUGAGGCUCCGGUGGGUGUUGGAAUUAAAAGCCGAGUCAAGGACCCUGCGGGGGUUAUGGUCCAGAUUAAAACUAGAGGUGUGGUGGGGUCCAUGGUCUGGGGUGCGGAACUGUCUGUAGACCCGAACGUAACACCCGAUACCGUAUCCAGCAUACCUAAUUGAAGAGAAAGUCAAACUAUAUAACUAUAAGUUGCAACGAAUGCUAACAUAAAUGAAAUAAACUUACAGUCACUCGUGACAUCUAUCCCAAUAUCCAAAACGGUUCUACAGUCAAGUGCAGCGUUGUGUCGCACGUUAAUAUGUUGUAAGUUCGGGAAAUAUAACAACAGUUCGGUUAUAUUUAAACGAACAAGACGGUUACGUCUAAAGUCAAUCGAUACAACCCAUUCUCGUUCUGUCUUCCACAGCCCCUUGAUGGUUUCCAGCGCCAAACCACUACAGUCCAAAUAACCAGCAAGACGCUGUUCCUGACAAAAUGGGGUGCUUCCAUACACAAAAAAUAAAACGCAAAACACAACAGAAAGCAUUUCGUAGAUCUGUUUAAAUUCCGAGUGAAAUAUCUCCUUUCAUGUAUAUGAAUAAAUACUAGUCGCAAAUGAACCGGUAAUUACACAAGCACUCUGAAAGCUAUGCAUAAAGUGUGAGAAGACAGCGGUCAUAGCUCAGCUUAUCUUGAAUUUGAACUAUAAUAAUCUUUCCCUUUCAAACAUGCGUAAUAUUUAUUAUUUAAAAUCACAAUACUAUGUAUUGUUAAUUUCCUGUAGCCACAGGAAUAAUCUGAAAAAUAUGUAUAAAGCGCGGGAAGACAGAGGCCAAAAUUAAUCAUAUUAAACGUGGUAAACACAAAUAAAUAUUGCACAAUGUUCAUUGGUAACUAAUACUAAUAAUUGCGUAACGCUCAUUUUCCAAAAGUGGAAGCAGCAAACAAACAAGUGGAAACACGGGACGGCGGGAAUCCCACAAACAACAACAGGUCGGAAAAAAAACAAAAACAAAAAUCAAAAAGCCAUGGGAAAAGACAAGAAAAAAGAGGCAGAACGACAGAGAAAAUUACGACUUAAUAAAAAAACAAAAACAAAAAGGCUGGAGGCUUUCUGGGCGUACGCCGAACAAAAAAAUCAGUCCUUUCUCGACGAAUUUCUUGCCUUCUAUGAAGGCAAGCAGGACAAUAAGCAGGACCAGAACCAGGAGACACAGCAAGAAACCCGAGAAACCCCACAGCAACCGUUGGGACAGUCGUCGGUAAAUAAUGCUGACCUGGAUUUCCUAGAUGAUCCAGGCAGCCUGGACUUUAUCGAUAAUAUACAUCUAGACUUUUUUAAUGACUUUUAGACAAUUUAAAAUAAACAUUUUUAUUAACCCUAUUCUUUAUAACAGUUCUUGAAAAAUAACACAUAUUAAAUGUUCAAACUAUUAGCAAAAUCGUUUAUGAAUUUGUUUGCCAGGUAAUGUUCCUCAUGCUUUUCGGGUGGUUUACUUGAAAGGGGUUCCACAAAACUGACAUCUUGAUAAGGUUCCUCAGGCACCCAAUCAAAGUACUUGCAUGAAGAUUCCUUGUCAUUUGAACAGCAGAAAAACUCUCGAUCUUUAUUGAGACCUUCCUUUUUCACCUUACGGACCAUACACGGUAAUCCAUGGUGACACUCUGGUUUGACUAAAGGUCGUACAUCACCCCAUACCCAGAAUGAACACGGCUUCAGCUUGUUGGAACACACAAAAAACGGUCUCCCAUAACUUGCUUUCAUCAAAUUUCUAACAACCCGCAUUUUCGCAAGUUUACUAUGUUCACCACACCGAGGGUGAGGCUGUUUCGUAGCUCUCCAUGCAGUUAUAGCCUUUUCAUACAAAUAGCCCUCAUCCUCGCAGCAAAAGAAAUUGCAGCUAGGAUUCUGAUUGCAAAACCAGAAGGAACCAUUUUGAGUUGUCGAAUGAGCAGCGGGUUCACCGUGUAAGCACCUCAUCUCUUCACAAAAACUAUAAACAUAAAAACAAAAAUCGCUCGUCUCCUCUAUUUAUAUUCCCCAUCCAACACAGCUAACCAAUCAGAGACGAGUAUGAUCAUGACGUAGUUUAAGGGUGUACGUACACCGUGUACGUACACCAUGUACAUACAUAGUAUAUGUACGGGGUGUACGUACACCCCGUACACGUACGUACACCUCUAGUAUAAAUACACUUCCCCAUAAUCAUCAACCACACACCGAAAUGGAAUACGUAGGAGUUCUACCAGCGCCGGAAGAUGUCAUACCACCAGCAAACAUACCUCUCUUUGGAAUCCUGGCGGAAAAUACAGCAGAACCGGGACAGUGCUAUUUCUGUUUCGAAGAAAUUAAUGGAAACGAGCUACUGGCGAUGACAAUGCAUUGCUGCCAACAAAAAGCCCACUGUCGGUGUCUCCAGAUGUGGGCGACACAUUACAUUGGAACAGAUAUCGAAACCGUACGGUGCGGGUACUGCAGAGCACCAUUCCCGGACAAGGAACUCUGUUAUUUGUGUCUACAAAACAAAAUCACCGGACAAGAAUUGAAGAAAACCCGAUGCUGUCAAACAACAAUCCACAAGAAGUGUACGGAAAUCCUAAACGAAAUACUGGCAAACCUGACAUUCGAUUUCUCACUAGAAUGUGGCGAAUUAACCUUCUGCGGAUGCGUCUGGCACAAUCUCUAAAAACAUUAUAAUUAUCAAAAUCUCUGUAAACUACUGUAAAACUUAAUAAAUUUUUCAAAUAUUCACCGCUGUACACCAUUCUGAACAUUUCCUUGCUUCCGGGUUUCCAUGACGUCAUUGCUCCUGCAUACCCAUUACUUCCGGCAUACUCAUUACUUCCGGCAUACUCAUUACUUCCGGUGCUCUACUCGUUCCUGCAUACUAAUUACUUCCGCCGCUAUACUGCACUUCCGCCGCUAUACAGACAGUCUAAUACUACUUACGACUUCUAUAUUAUAAAAUUCCUGAUGGUCCCUAAUGCAAGCAUUCCUAUUGGAAUUUUAUCCCAAAGACCCAAACAGCAAUAGUUCGCGCUUUAACUGGAAUAUUUCGUUGAUAUUUUUAACCCAAGCGGUGGGAAAGGAAUCGGAAAGUUCUUAACAUGUUAUUCAGAUAUCACAGGUAAGAAUACUUUUAUAUUUGACUUAUUAUUUAAGCCCUUUAAUUGCAAAAUAAUGUGGUGAAUAUGAUUGUUUAAAUAACUUGAGCCAUGUGGGCCAUGUGUAAAACUCCGUUGAAUGUUUGAAUUUGCCGCGUUCAAUUUGCAUAUAAAACAUACAAAAUGUUGGUUUCUGGCAGCAAAGAAAGAAUGAAAUAUAAAUUCGAACCUAUUAUUGUGAAUUCUAUACUAAAUUUCACACUAUUAUUAACAAUUUAGCAAUAUUUUCUUUGGCAUAACUUGGCACUUUGCUUAAGAGUAUGAGUUAAGACUAUUGUCAAGCUGGGUAAAUAAUUAUAAGAAAUAAUAUUUAUUAAACAUCCGAAUGCUUUUAAAGAUAUGUUUGCAUUUUAGUACUUCAAUAAGGAUUGGAAUCAGAAAGGAACGACAGCAUUUAAUAUGCUAUUUUUAGUGUGUCGAUAUAAAUCUAUCCUUAAUGUGUCAAGCUCAAGUCCUCUACUGUAUUGCAUAAUACUCUGUCCAUAAAAAUUGUCAGAAGAUUUUACUUGUCAAGGGGAGAAUCUUUUAAUAGUGGGUUUAUAAAGAGCUUCACUUGUAUAAAGUGAUGUCUGCAAUGAUAGUGCUGAGACAGUGCCUCGAAUGUUGUCUUUGUAUAUUUCAAGAUUAAUAUUUGAGCUGGGCAGUGCUUGUAUGUUGAUAAGAAGCUCCGGGUAUCUGAAAACUAAUGAAUUUAACAUAUUCACCUUUAUUGGGCUUGUUUUAGUAUAUAAAAGUGUUUAAAAAAAGGGGGGUCCAUAUCCGCUAAAGGGGGUCCAUAUCUACUAGGAGAUUUGGACUGGGGGGUCCAUAUCUACUAGGAGAUUUGGACCGGGGGAUCCAAAUCCGCUGUGACACCGGCUCCAAAUAUUGUUCUCAAAAAUCAGGAAAUAUAAUCAGAUUCACUAACAAUAGUCCAUAGUUUAUUUAAUACGUGCUUUAUCACUUUAUAUAUUAAGCAUAAAUAUCUGAUAGUUAUAUAGUGUGUAUCAAAAUAAUUCGAAUCCAAAUUUGACAGACUGCUGUUUAUAAAAUACUACAGUAAACCAUAUAAUUUUUAUAUGGCAAUAAAGAAUAGCCUAUUAGGUUUCCGAUUAUAUCGUUCUUAUAUCAAUAAGAUCAAAAAUGACCAAGAAAUCGUGUGUUAAAACUGGUUGCUCCAAAUCAAAUUUUUCCGCCGAUGGGAAUUCGAAGUGAGACGUACAAACAAAAGAUAAUGCAAAUUUAAUUAAUCAACAAACUGUUAUGUAGCAAAAUUUACAUAAAUUCAUGUUCAUUUAAAGAGAUUUAAGCUCCUAUGCCUUCAACAUGUUGAAAUUCGCGUUAAAUUUGCAUUUUAGUUUUCAGUGAUGAUUAGCAUUUCAAAGCCUUGUGGGACUAACUUUGAAAGAAAAAAUGUCCAAUUCCCAUCGGCGGAAAAUUGUGAUUUUUAUGGACUUUUUUUGUCAAAGCAAUACUCCUUCAUUUUCCAACUAAAUGACGCGUACAUCAUGUCAUUUGAAAGGUAAAUAAAUAAACUUAACAAUGGUGUAAAAACCAACCGAAUUUGUCAAAUAUAUUCUGCGUUAUUACACGCCAAAUUUGGAUUCGAAUUAUUUUGAUACACACUGUAUAGAUAAAUUGAUAGUUUUGGAUGGCCUAUAUUUUGCCGGAUGCCAGUAACCCAAUCCAGCAUAUCCCUACUCUCUGCCCACGGCCAUGUCUCUGCUUAACAUAGGCCUACUAUACAUAUUACAACUUUAAGGAUAUUAUUUGCACUUCACUUGGUUGGACUAGAAUACUCGGUUUGGUCGAUAAUCCAAUAUAUAUGCAGAGGUGUAACUUAAUAACACUUGCCCGCUUGCCUGGGGCAAGUGAAUCAUGACGGGCAAGUACACGUUUUAUCUUGCUUGUCCGAUUGGGCAAGUUGCCUUGCCACAAAAAGCUGGGCAUCUUUAAGUUUAUGUUUUCAUUGUCGGAUAACUUGAUUCAAAGUUUGUUUUUUUGUGGCCUAAAAUAAAGCAGUGGGAGAACGGGUCGACAUAUUGCCCCCUUAAUUCAUACCCCCUACCUAGGUAUCCCAGUGGCCAUUGUCUGAUGACAAGUGAAUUUUAUUCAGGGCAACUAAUUUUCAUGUACAACUUGCCCUGAGGGCAAGUGGUCAAAAAAGUAAAGUUACACCACUGAUAUGUAUAGACACUAUUCAAUUAAUUAUGACCUAGGACCAGGAAUCGCAGGGCCAUAGGUUUGAUUACUGCCAGAGGACUUUGUAGUUUUGGAUUAAUCACCAAACCCAGUAUACAUAUUACACCCUGCAUUACCUUGUACCAACAUAGGUAGCCCAACAAUCCGCACGCCGUGACGUAUGAUGCAGUAGUAUAAUAUCCUAAGGUUGGCAAGUAAAUAAUAUCAUGACUCGCCACAGCUUAAACAAGUCGAAAAAAACAACGUCUCGUGAACAAAGUACGCUAAAAAAUAGCAGCCUCUACUUGUAGGAUAGUUUUACUAAAUAUGUACAACGUUUUUUUGCAACAACACGAGUUUAUAAGACGAAAAAAUACGAAAGUUUUCUUUGAAUUUGCCGUGUCUCGAUGCGGGAUGCCUGUUGCCAUGCGAAAAUCGCCGUUUCAAAACACGUAUACGCGAUCCUAUUGGCUAUCAAAAAACGGACAAAACAGCUUCCAGGGGGGGGGGGGUUUACCAUUUAUCUGCUAGCAAAAAUGCUUUCGAGUUGGUUCGAAUGAAAAAGAUUACGGCAGUAGUGCACGCAACUGCUAUGUUUAUAGCCGAUCAUGUCGUCCGGUGAUCUGUGGAUUAUUUGUCAAAAUUUGUCGGUUUUAAAGUAUUAAGCGGCGGCAAGGUUCGGUUGGCAGUUUAACUGCACAGGCGACUUUUCAAAACAUUAUAAAUCGACUUGCAAAAACUGAAGCUGAUCAUCGAACAGAUACUGCACGGUGAGUUUUGUGCAUGUAGAUUGUAGUUUAGCAUUGACCCAUUGUCCUUUAAUUAAAAAAUGUGCAGGUAUAAAACCGAAAAGUUGAUUUUUGAACACUGUGUCAGUAUUUGAGUAUCAACUUUAAUUUGCAGAACAGAUUUUUGUGUAUAUAUAAAUUCGGGUAUCAACAUGCAUGUAUAUACUACAGUAUAAACAUCUCAAAAUGUUUUAUUAAAGUGAUGUGCCAUGGGUAGGAUAAAGGCCUAUUUAAAGCCAGACUAUGGAAAAUGAGAAGAUCAAAAUAUUUUCUAUUUUUUAUAUUUGUAGUAUAAGGUUCAAACGUACAGUUUUUAUUUUAAUAUUUUCACGUUUUGUUUUUUUUAAUUAUGACCACUCGGAUAUUGGCCAAGUAUAUAGUCUACAGACUUUAUAGACAGUGCAAGAAAGUUUCAAAAAACACACAUAUUCUCGCCGCAUUUGUGUUAAAACUUAGCAUGCAGCAGCUAUUUUCACGUCUUCGCGUCCGACUUCAAUAAACAAAUUAAUAUAUUGUACAUGAAAGUUUUUUAAAAAACAUUCCCGCUAUAGGCGCUACAUACAAAAUUAAGAAAACUAUUUUUUGGAAAUGAGUUCAAUACUAUAGCUAAACCGGCUACAAUCUACAUGCACAAAACUCACCGUGCAGUAUCUGUUCGAUGAUCAGCUUCAGUUUUUGCAAGUCGAUUUAUAAUGUUUUGAAAAGUCGCCUGUGCAGUUAAACUGCCAACCGAACCUUGCCGCCGCUUAAUACUUUAAAACCGACAAAUUUUGACAAAUAAUCCACAGAUCACCGGACGACAUGAUCGGCUAUAAACAUAGCAGUUGCGUGCACUACUGCCGUAAUCUUUUUCAUUCGAACCAACUCGAAAGCAUUUUUGCUAGCAGACAAAUGGUAAACCCCCCCCUGGAAGCUGUUUUGUCCGUUUUUUGAUAGCCAAUAGGAUCGCGUAUACGUGUUUUGAAACGGCGAUUUUCGCAUGGCAACAGGCAUCCCGCAUCGAGACACGGCAAAUUCAAAGAAAACUUUCGUAUUUUUUCGUCUUAUAAACUCGUGUUGUUGCAAAAAAACGUUGUACAUAUUUAGUAAAACUAUCCUACAAGUAGAGGCUGCUAUUUUUUAGCGUACUUUGUUCACGAGACGUUGUUUUUUUCGACUUGUUUAAGCUGUGGCGAGUCAUGAUAUUAUUUACUUGCCAACCUUAGGAUAUUAUACUACUCCAUCAUACGUCACGGCGUGCGGAUUGUUGGGCUACCUAUGGUACCAAUAUGAAUAGUCAUGUUAUGUAAUUCAUGAUGAUUAUGACAAACUAUGGAGAUUAUCUUAUAUAUAAAGGAUAAAUCUUAUUAUUAUUUAUUUAAAAAAAUUCUGGUUUCUGACUGGCUAACAGCAAACUGUGGAAUUGUAAUAUCAACUCAUACCAAAGGCACAUUUAUUUAAUAAUUGAACACACUAGCACUGCUUAACACUGCCUUGUACUUAAGUAUUUUGAUAUUUAAGUUUGAUGUAUGUCUCACAUGAGACAAUUUUACUUAUUGACUGCUUGCCCAUUCACCUAUUUAUACCUAAGGAGGUAUACAUGCAACCCAACCUUAAGAUGGUAUGGUUUGUCUUAAAUUAAAGAAUGGAGUGACAUUUUUGUUUUGCAAAAAGUAGUUAAAGGGAGCAAAAGAAAGGCAAUUUUCCCUAACACUCCCUACUUUAAGUACUUUGAUAUUUAAUUCUGACAUGUAUAUGUCUCAUGUGAGACAAUUUUACUUAUCGACUCUGGACUGUUUGCCCAAGUAUCACUUAUUAAUACCUUAGGAGUAAUUAUACAAGAAAUGUUGGAUAGUUAUAUCCAAUCAGGUAGGAUAGAUAAAUAUCCAUCAAAUUCAUCUAUGGUAUUCAACUAUAUAAGGUUCAUGCCUCACUUACUUUACACAACGACAACAAGAAUCUAGUUAUAGUUGUGAUCACUAUAACAUGCAUAUAUGGACAACAAUAGUAUAUUCAAUUUGACACCAACCAAUCAAAUGACAGAAAAAAAUCUUCUGUCUCAUAGACAUGGACUUUUGUUAAUUAAGAUUUGUAUCAGGUAUAUUUAUUUAUUUAUAGGCCUGAUCACAGAUUAGAUCUUUGAGUGGCCCCAUGCACCUACUGUAGAUGCACUGUAAUGUGAAACUGUGUUAACUUACAUGAAAAAUUGUCUAUUUUUCUAGAACAUGCAAUGGAUGUUAAAAUACAACAAUAUCAGCUGUCCUGUUGAAAAGAAGACAUUGUAAAAGCAAUAAAAUUCAAACUGGACAACAAAGAGCAGGGAAGGAAGAGCAAUGAAUUGAACAAGAAACUGAGAUUAGUUGACAAUUAUACAUUAUAAUUUUAUAAUUUAUAUGGUUACUAAUUCAAACAGCCGAUUAUAUUUAGUAAUUAUUUGUUCAUUUACUUAAUAUACAGCUAAUUCAAUGGACCUAUGACAAAAAUUUCAUCACAGCUUGAAAGAGCAUCACGCACACGCUUUCUGAAAAAAGGUAUCAAUUUCUCUUGCGUAAUACAAAAUAACUGAAAAACGGGAAACUUUGCAGUGCUAUAUAAUAUAUAGUAGCCGCAUUUUACAACAUUUUGCAACGAAACGUCGGAAUAUUACUAAUUUUGUGAUGCUUUGUCUAGACUUGUCUGGAUCAAGUUUUGUUCAUCAGGGAAUAGGUCCACUAAGGUUGUCCUUCCAAAAACGUAAACCUUAAACUCUGAGCAAGUAAAGUAUGUUGGGUUAUUGCUUAUUUAGACUCAUAAACUCUUAAAUUUAACCCAUUAAGCUCCAGUGCUCUCCCCUUGAUGAGUAAAAUUGUCUGGUGUCAGACAGAGUAAAAUACUCUGGUGUUAGACAGAGUAAUUAAAAUACUAAAGUAGGGUGCAUCAGGGUGUAUCGCCACUCAUUGGGUUAACUAGACACAUGGGCAGAUAGGCCAGUUAUCCCAUUAAGCGCUAGUGCUCUCCCCUUGACAAGUAAAAUUGUCUGGCGUUAGACAGAGUAAAAGUAGAGUGCAUCGCCACUCAAUGGGUUAAUUGGCUUUGCAAGAAUGCCUAAGAGACAUAGAAGAUGCACAGUAGAAAACACAAUUCCUACAAAGGCAAUUCUCUAAGUUUAAUUACAGGCCAAAUAUUUGAAAACCAACCCAUCAUCCCUUGCAUGCUCAGAGUUUAAGGCUUAAAGGCCCGUUUACACGGGUGAUUUUUGCUGCAAUUUUCUCCUUUUGGAGGAUGUGAAGGAGUAGAUUACUUAAUGACCUUGUUAUGAAAUUUCAUAACCUGGUACAUUUGUAACUCAUCCACUUCUUCACAUCCAUCAGAAGAAUAUCGCAGCAAAAAUCCCCAUGUAAACGGGCCUUAAGGUUUUGGAAAGACAACCUUAAUUGAAUUAGCUGUAUAGUUUAUUAUUAUGUAAACAGCUUGUUAUAUUUAUUAUGCAUGAGUCAAUUCCAACUGCGAUCAUCCCCCCCCCCCCCGGGUGAACCCCCGGGACUUGACCAGAGGUUAAACCUGCAUAGGCGGGAAUUUGACGCGAAAACAUUCCCGCACUGUCGGGCAUUUGACCCCUUUUAUUUGACUCAUCACUGGCGCAAAAUUGGCCAGCGGUCGCGCUAGCUAAGUACUUGGUGUAGAUGAACCUUGACAAACGUGAUUUGUUUUCACGUGUAUAAAAAACACACUACACGGGAUAAAUAGUUUUAAAGUUUUAUGUAUAAAAAUGCCGCUGUAUAAAGUUUGGAGCUCCACCAGGGAAGUUAAAAAGGCUGUAAUUGCUUGUUCUUUUACAGAAUUUGUUUUAAAAAGUAUGUGUCUUUAUGAUAUUUUAUAGAUAAAAACUAGUUGAACUUGCAAUGGCGAGCAUUUAAAAAAGAAACGGCAUUGCUGUUUUGAGCCGAUCAUUUGAAAUUUUAAUAUAUAAAAUAGCUUGUUAAAUUAUUGUUUUUGUAUGGUAUAUUUGUACAAGUGUAGAAUUUAAUAUUGUUUAUUGUCUUUAUUAUUUCCUCAUUUACAACAAUUACAAAAAACAAGCGAGUUUUUCAUGAGCUAUUUCAAAUUGUCAAGUCUUUGCCACUGACCUGAAUGCUAGAACUGGAUGGAGUAUUCUUUUAAAUUCAAUAUUAGAGUGUAGCCAUUUCGAAACGAGAGUAUUUUGAAAAGAAGAGGAUAUAAAUUAUAACAUAUAUCUAUUUAAUAAUACUAUUAUACUUUAAUGUUUUAAUAUUUUGAAAUAAUAGGGAUAUGCAUUUUAAUCACAUUUUUCAAUAUGCUAUGAUAUUUUUUUGUAUUUUCUAUAUUACUAUAUGUUUUCAAUAUGUUUUCAUAUAUUUGGAAAAAAUUAAAGCCUGCCAUUUGAAUAUACAAUAAAAUAGGCAAAGAAAAGCUUGGUUUUUCAAAAGAAGAGGAAGUGAACAUCUAUACAAACGAUGAUGGAACUGAAGUAGAAGAAGAUACGUUCUUAGAGUUUGGAUCGGCGACUAUAUUUAUUAUGACACGCAAAGAAGACCCUGCUGGUGACAAGGACAUUGAAUCUGCUAUCAUAAUGGAUGGUAUGUUAUUGUAUUGAUUAAAUAUUAUAUAUCAAAACAACUGGCGAUUUUCAUUAUGAAUGGUCAUACAACUUUAAAGCAACACAAAAAUAAUCCUACACUAGAAGACUGUUAUUACAAAAGUAUGUUAGUACUAGCGUACGUACAGUUAAUAUUUUGCGGAAAAAGUGGUACAAAAUAAUGUUUUACUAUUCUAUAGAUCAAUCCGGUCAAAAGGUCCUCAAAGCACCCAAACACCUAAGCGAAGAUAUUGUCAAAAAAAACUCCAUGAUUUUUGGAUUUAACAAAAAAAGUGCUAAACUGACUGCUUGGCAAGAAGCUGUCAAUAAUGCUGCAUUUCAGUUUGCCAAACACGAUCCAGACCUGCUAUAUAACAGGGCAGAGCUAAAAAUAAAAGCAGAAGCAGAGGCUCGUAAAACAUAUGUUUUCAAGAAACCAUCUGGAUCUCGUAGCAUUCACGUUCAACAAGAAAGCGGACCAAAGCCGAAAAGAUCAAAAACCUCUUCAGACGAGCGAAAAGAACAAGUUUCGUCCGUCUCUAUUCAGCUAGAACUAAUCAAAAAUCAAAUAUCCUCAAAGCAACAGUUGUGUAGCAAAGCCAGCGCAGUAAAGGACUUUGCUUUGUGCUCAAAAGUCCAAGGAGAAAUGAGAAAACUGUUCCAAGAAAAAGCUAAUCAUGAAAAGAUGCUUAAAAUGCUGCAGACCAAGGAAAGGAAGAGCACUUGGUAUCAAAAAAAGAAAAAAAGUAAUACACUACCACCUGCCGAAAGUAGUUCCAGUUCGACAGUGGAUAUAAGAAGCCUGUUCACUAGUGUGGAAGAAGCUGUCUUGCCUAUAUCCCCAAGUACGGCUGAAGACGAAGUAAUGAUUUCACCGCCCGCUGAUACAUCCGACAAAUAUCCAUCAAUUAUAGUUCAACUGAAUGACAAGUCUGGUGAUAAAGUGUCAUUUCCAAUUGUCACAGAUACCCACGAUUGGAGUACUGUUUCAGUGUUAUCAACCGAGCAAUUGAUAUCCACUUCGACUGGUGUGGAGGAAGCUGUCGUGUCUAUAUCCCCAAGUACCAUUGAAGACGAAGUAAUGAUUUCACCGCCCACUGACACAUCCGACAAAUAUCCAUCAACUAUAGUUCAACUGAAUGACAAGCCUCAUGGUAAUAAAGUGUUAUCUCCAAUUGUUAAAGAUACCCACGAUCAAGUAGCUGUUUCAGUGUUAUCAACUGAGCAAUCAGUAUCCAACAAUACAAGUUCUCGAAAUGACGGAUCUAACAAUUUUUUGUUAUAGAAGGUCCUCCAACUCAAAAUAUUAGUCGGGGGACCGAAUGUGAUAAUAUUAAAACAAUUGAACAGCUUGUAUCAAUUUUAAGACGUGAAGAGAAAAAGAGUCUUGUAAAUUGUACCGCACAAAAAGUGUCAGGGAAUACAAUAACUGUUAGUAAAUUUGAAGGACUAAACUUAAAUCAAUAUUCACUAGCUAAAGCAGAGAACUGUCGUCAGUACCAUGCUGUCUGCAAAAGUGGUUGCAAGAAAAUGGUAGAUGCUGCAAACUAUUUACUUCAAAAGAAGUGGAUACCUUUGCCUAAGCUAUGGAGAACAUGUUUCUCAUUAAAACGAUAUGAUUGUGAUAAGGCUCAAAGAAGGCUGCUUCAAAUGCCAGUGGCAUGUAUUCGAUUAAAAAAUGGCGUAGUUGUGAUCGAGAAGAACAGUGAUAACUGCUAUCACGGUGUAAUUUCUGAAAUAAAUCAAAUCUACGAUAUGUUACCUCUGACUGACAAUGUUAAAAAGGAAGAUCCUAUAAGGAAAGAUGAGUGCCAGGACUUGCUUAAAUCAGCAACAUCAACAUCUGAAGUUCAAAAAAUAAAGCAUGUCAUUGCAAGUACGCACAACAUGUCUCAACACGAAGCACAGCGCCUAGGAAUACGACGUCUAAAGCAAAGAGCAGCCCAAGUCGAAGAUGCUACAGAGACAGUCAAAAAUAUUAAAAGUAAGCACAGCUACUUCGCAAAACUUGAGCAAAAAGCGUUCCUGCAUACACAUGGUCUUGAUUUCGAGCUCUACUUGUCAAGCGAUUCAUCAGACAGUUCAGAAUGGGAAUCUGAAGACGAAGAGGUUGUUGAAAUUAAAGAAAAACCUUCGUCGCAUACUCUCUCAGCAUCACUGGACAUUGAAGAAAGAUUGGAAAAGUCAGAUACGGAAAAAGGCGCAGCAAACAACGAAAUCCAUGUAGAGUUAAAUGAGACUCAGUCAAUAUCUUGUUCAACUACCGAAUAUACUUCACAAGAACAACAAGGAAAUUCUCUUCAACAGAACAUAUCUGAUCUUUAUGGAAACACUAUGCUUGCUCUCAACAUUCUGAAAGAUACAGGGUACAAUUGGUUUGCUUUGGUCGCCUCCUUGGACCUCAUACUUCGUUACCAGGGUUACACCACAGAAGAUUUCGAUCAAUUUUUGGUUAAUUUCGCAAACCAAUUACACAACCUCGGGUUGAAUGACGAGGAGUUUAGGCUAACAGAACAAUCUAGAGCAGUUUACCUUACAGAAAUGUUAGAAAAGGAAACACAAGCAGUGACAAUCGAUGAAGACGACGAUGAAAAUGACCUUACAGCGAAUGAAACAAGUACUUUCCAUAUCAAUGAAGAGGCAGUGCAUCAAAAGUUGAAACAGAUAAAGGAUCGAGCAAGAAAAAGGGCAUGUGCUGAAGUAGAAGCAACUGGAUUAUUCCGUAAGAAAUGUGUGAACCGAAUGGACGCCAUUCACAAACGUCACCCGGAUAUUGGAAAGGUAAUUGAGAAAAUUGUCUCUGAAGCAGAUGUUGGCGCUGACAAGUGGAGGAGAACGGGUGUUUAUACGUUUUCUGGCGAUACCAAAAAGGAAAAAAGAAUCACCUUUAAAGGUCUCGCAGCGAAACUAAGUGAACACUAUGGAGAAAAUAUAAGUUAUGGAACAGUCGUUCAGUUGUGUGUCCCAAGAAAUAAACGAAGAAUUUCAGCAAAACGAUACAGGGGUGUCGCAAACGUUCGGUAUCAACGAUCUAGGAAAGGAUUCGACCUGAAGUAUAAUCCCGACGUGAAAUGGAGUCGUUCUUUGUACAAAUGUUUGGACAGACUACAAAAAGAUGGGCAACACAUUUUGCUGCUAAACCGCGAUGACCAGGCAGGGUUUCGUUUGGAUUCCACGUACACACACAAGAGUACCCCAUCGUUAAAUGCUGGCUCUCCAACAUUAACCACCCACACAGACUUUCUUAACAAGCACCAGGCGCAACUUCAGACCACAAGUUACAAUUUUUCCACAACGUCAAAUACAAGUGAAGUUUGCUGUGGCGUAGUCAAAGCAUCUGUGGUGCAUGAAAAGAGCCCAUCUCAACACGCCGCCGACUUAAUGAUGCUCGAACAAAUUCCUCAUCUUUCGCCUGUGUUCCGUAAACCAGACGGAGAAGUCAAAGAAAUAGAAUGCAUUCGCGUAGAUGGGGGAACUGAUGAGGGUCCAUCGCAUGUAGAAGUACAGUUUCUCUGGACUGAGUGCCAUUACCGGCAUCCUACUAAAGUCACACUCGUAACAACACGUUCAAGCGGUGACAGUUUUUUAAAUAGGGUAGAGCUGCAAAAUGGCUGUUUGGCAAGGGGACAUAGUAAUUUAUUCAUUCCAUCAACGCUUCAUGGUGCACCUUACAAUGAAACUGGAGACUAUGAUGAAUCAAAGCAUUGCGAAAACAUGGAAGAAGCCUUAUCACAGUACAUACAAAGAGUAGAUCAAACGCCGUGUAUGCGGACUACUAUUUCUCUGUAUAGAGGUGCUACAGACCACAAUAUCUUGAAACGCAGACAGAAACUGCUUGUGUUUUUAAAAGGAAGUGCCAAGAGUAAGGAAGAGUUAAAGAAAGAAGAUCCAGAAAUGUAUCACCACUUUGACAUUGUGUGGAGAAUUCGUCACUAUCAUAUGGAUCAUUCUUUACCUGCAAAAUAUGUGUUCCUCCUUAGAUGUUGUGGAAAAUCUAACUGCCCACAUCCUCUUUGUUCUGGUAAAUAACGUAUUAUAUCAGUAUGAUUGACAUAAAUUUAAAAACUUUAGCAAAAUGUAUUAUUUUAAUAUGCAACCCAAUACAUGUCUACAUGAAAUAAAUUCUUUUGUUUUUCCAGGAAAUGGAAAGAAAGACUUCCCUGAUUACUCUAAUCCACCAAAAAUGCUGUACUGCAUCUGUAGACAACCUGAAGGAAAUCGGUAAGUACUAUGGCACAUAUAUAUUUGUUACGAGGUCUAUCAUUAUACUAUAGGCAAAGGAAACUUAUUAUAAUUUCAACCCUUACCCGGUCGACAUGAAAAAGCUCAUUUGUGCCAUUACAAUACGAAUUUUAUUUUACAACAGAAUGAUGAUUUGUUGCGACCAAUGUGGAGAAUGGUUCCACAUAAACUGUAUUGGAAUAACAGAAGCUGAUGUAUCUACGAUGGAAAAGAAUGAUACCCCUUACCACUGCACGAAAUGCAACCAAAUAGGUACGAUCAAAACAUAACAUGCAACAAACAAUUGUUCUUCAUUUCUUUUGUUGUGUUAACUAUUUAAAUUACUACUUUGUUAAGAUGACAGCGAAGAGUCUCUGAUUCCCCGGUGGUUUCCUGAUGGUCCAUCGUUCAAGAGAUUUCCAUUUCCUGUCAUUGACAAGACAAGGCCCUGGGGUAGCGGAUGCAAGGAUUGUGGAGGAAAGUGUUUGGGUCACUAUGUCACUGAUACUGCUGCGUGGUUACAAUUGCACAAGAAUGGUACUGCAAUAAGAGCGUUACCGCCAUCUGUGAUAAUUGAAACCGCUUACAACAACGCGAAUGGCAGUCCACCAAACCUGCAGUAUCUUGCCAGAAAAUGCUGUUUAACUGAACAGCAGAUCCAGAUGUGGUGGGACCACCUACACCAGAAAGCCGUGAACCGGGCAAAAGGCGUGGAAAAAGCGAAAGCUACGAGGCAGCGAAAAAAGCAACUAAAACAGUGACAAGCUUUCCAUACAGGUGUCUUGGCUAAAUAUUUUUAAUCAGACUAAACAAGCGACGUAUUUUGGCCACACGAACACAAUUUAUAAUUAUGAGCAAAACGCGAUUUAUAAUUAUACAUGAUGAAUCAUUGACAUUGCGCAUAAUUAUCAAAUAUCCCAUUUAGCGGACUUUGUGCAGUUGCGGUCGUUCCUAAUAUUGAAUUAUUGUACACCACGCCUAAAUGUCAAAAACAACUACUGUCAAUUCCCCGCCUAUAUGCUUUAAGUUAGGUCAGUGCACUUAAUAUAAAUAUAUUCGGUUCUCGUGAUUUCGGCCAUCACAAGACAGCUAUUGCCAUCUAUGACGUCUCGAGUUUAUACCCCGAUGGUCAUUGGCGAUUUAAAAAACGUCACUUGCUUUACUGACAUUUACUGUAUGAAACAAGAACCUGAGUUGUUGCAGCUUGAAACAGCAGUUAACUCAUUCUCAUCCGGUGGAAAAGUAGCAAUUUCGAGUGCUGUUGUUUCAAACGCUUAUAUCUCUCAACCUAUACAUCGCACGGAAACAGAAAUUGCAUCUUUCGAAAGAGGAGGACUUCUGCUUUCCAACGAUACCAAUUUCAAUUUCAUCCGGAGCUUGGUUAACGAUUUACUCGCAUAAAUUUGCAUAAAUGAUAUAAAAAAAUGUUGCAAUUAUGCAUAAAUGUAUUUAGCGGUUCAAAUUUCAAAUAUGUCAAAAAAUUUUAUGAAUAUGACUGAAAGACACGGUUAUGAUCUACAAGUACCCGAAGUUUCAUGCAUGUAGCAUAAAUAGAAAUAUUUUUAUUGAAUUUUUAUAUAAACUAGGUAGUGGAGUAAAAUUUACAUUUUGUGCUCACAUGAAACAAAUACCUUUAUCAAAGGUCCUUUUUUAUUGCUGCAACAUGUUAUCAAUGCACAUUUCCAAUAUUUCUUACUGUCCAAAGAUAGUAUGGCACCAAAAUAAGUCUGUGAUACCCACAAAAGAACACUCAAAUCAUGAUUAGCAAAAUGUCUUUAUUUCUACAAUUACUACAUACAUUCUUAGAUAAUCAUUACACCAUUGACUUUAGUUAUUAGUGUCAUAACCAGCCUCAAAAUUUGGUCAUGCUAUUCAAAUUUGAAAUAAUCACUACUCAUUUGUUUAGAAAUUGAUUGUUUUCACAAACUAGAACAUAAAAAUAUUUGCAAAUAGCAUGACCAUGCAAGUGUUGUUGGACUGGCAUCAUCAUAAUUAGUAGUUAUAAAAAAGUAAUGUUUUCCAAGGCAGUAAUGUUUGCUAAAGCAGCAAUGUUUGCCAAAGCACAUAAUUUGAUUAUGUGAUGAAAAUAUUUCCUUUAUAUUGUACUACAAAAGACCUAAGGCUGUAACCAAACUGAUAUCAGAUCACCACGUCAUACCCAAAUCUGUUGCGAUGAAUAUCUGGACUUCUUCCUGUAUAAAUUUCAAAGUCGCAAUAUAACCAUUAGGAUUGUCUGCAGCAACCCACAGAUUUAUUCCCCUCAUAGUAAGUCAUCUAGCUUUCAUGAACUGCCUAACCCCCAACCUAUUUCUUGAUUUGACAGUGUGUUUGUCUGCAACAACAAUAUUCUGUGACGGCUGGUACAGUUGUUGAUGCAGUUUAUUGCUACAGUCUUUAGUACAGGAUCUACCAUAUUCACAAACGCCAUAAGCGCUUUGUACCUAACCCGAGAAACUAUGUCUAUUGCCCACAGACCAUGAUAUAAGGUUUUUACACUCCAAUAAUUUUCAAUCUCACUGUCGACCUUUAGCAAACCUGCAUAUUAUACCAAAAGGCAAUCAACCUCUCAAGGUUGGUGGACUGCAAGACCCUUCUUUAUUAGUAUAUGGGGAUAACUUUUGAGUUAUUUGUAUGUGGGCAUUAUGUAUUAGUAUGGCCAGGAAACUACCUCCUGAAGCAUUCCCUUAGUAAAAAAGAGCCGAAUGAACUCAAGCUCACAGUUCAUUGAGCCGAAUGAACUCAAGCUCACAGUUGAUCGAAAUGGAUCCCGGACAUGUCAGUGAGGAGCAAAAUCUGGGAGAACAUUCCUAGCGUCAGGAUCAUCAUAUCCGUCAUGUACUAUGGGGCCUAGUGGGGAUGCUAGACAGGGAGCUUUCGAAACCUUAGGUCAUAAUGGCUGGGCUUCCCUCUACCUCUACUCAUCCCCCUACCUUCCUUCUGGGUUGGUGAGUGGGGUUCUCGUGACUCAUCACAACUCUACUUCCCUGAGGUUAUGAAACAGGAACAGCAGAUAGGAACAGGAUCAAUAUAUUCAUCAGUGCAAAUAAAAACUUUUAUAGACAUGGUGCCACUUAAAAUUAUAAUAAGAGCCAACUAGUAAGAUAUAAGUAUGAAUACUUGGCUAUUAUGUUUGUAACAAACAACCAAACAUGUGCUCAAGGCUCAUUUUUAAUACUUCGCCUAGGAAUCAGAGAUUUUUAUGCCUAAAACACCAUAAAUUUUGGUCAACAAUAUAAAUAAAUACAAUUUAUAUUUGUCAAUUUCAGUAUGAAACGAUUAUUUGAACACAAAAAAAGCGAUAUGAGGACAUACUUGGUCGUACUAGUGAAGCUAUGCUAAAUACAAAUAAAUUUACAACGCCAUGGCAACGGCAAAACAUUGAAAUAGAAAUUGUCUAGAAAUGAUACAAAUACUUGCCUUGAAACUCCAGACACGACUCCCAAUGCCAAGUUGAGAUACUUGUCUUCAUACAAAGACAUUCCAUCAUUACUAGCACUAUCAGUUUGCAAAAUAAAGCCAAAAACGUCUUCAGAAUGCGAUUGAAACAAAACUACAACACAAUACAUUUCAACGCUCGUGCGUUCCCGUGCGCGAUAAUCAGGAAAAUUGCUCUAAAAGAUUUGUUUUUCUGCCUAAGCCAAUCAAAAUCCGUAUCUAGGGUAAACAAACACUGCGGAAGUGAUUCCUGCAGUCUUUUACCAGGAAACUGUAAUGCUUUACCAAGAAUUUGGCGUCCGAAGUUGGCCUAACACUUUCCGAUCACGAGAAUUGCCAUAAUAGGCUUAGAUUAUUUCGCAAUUUCCCGAGACUGCUCCGAGCUAUAGAAUGGAAGAUGGCGAUUCUUUUGGUAUAUUUGUUAUCAUUAUACGUCGAAAAGAAGCAAAAAGACGAGCAUUUGAAUCAGGCGGAACAUUCAAAAUGCAACAGCAAAAUUGAUAAUGUGUCAUUUUGCAUAAAUUUCACCGCAUUGAUCAUUUCAAGGUAAGAAAUUCGCUUGAAAUUGAGCGAGAAACAAUAAAAUUAUAUGAAUAUUUCUGAAUAUAUAGUAUCGAUCAAGCGGAAUUUUUUGGUGGUAUUUUCGUAUGUCUACUGCAAAUACUCGCAAAGUUAUUUAAUAUUUAAUCUUCCCGUCAUAUACGUCGGAAAUUAAUAUUGGCGGAUCGAAUUGAGUUAAACAAAAAGCAUGUAAAUAGAAAAUGUUUGUUUUUUGUUGGGGCACUUUAUGUUUUAGUUGCGUGUUACAGUCAAUACGGGAUAUCUGCGCACUUCCGUUUCUGUAAUUAUUUUACACCCUGCGAAUAUAUUUACUAAUACAAAUUUAUUAUUACACUGACCUGAAAGGUCAAGUGUCUUAAAUCCCUAGUUUUCUGUUUUCUGUUUUCGUCGAGAAAUGGAGUUUGCGUUAGCCCAUCGCAGGCUCAGUGUGCAACGAUUAACCCAAAAUGCCAUCGAUUCAAAUGCCAUUCGAUUCCUCGACUGCUUUAGUUUUCAUAGUAACAAGGUCCGUAUUUAUAUACGUAGUAGCAGUCUCAUGCUAUGCUUGUGGUACAUCUUUAAUUUCUUUAUUAGCCCAUACACUUGUACGCACGCGCACAAGUCAAUUACCAGUUCUAAACCUCCUGAGUCCCUAUAUGCCUCAGAGACCAUGUGUAUUUACGGAUAACAUUUGUAUUUGUGAGUAAUACUUGUGUUUCAUUGGGCAUUACGAAAACAUCUUCUGAGGAUCACGCCACGCUUUUAGCAUUUCACCGUUUCUCUGUACUAUAUUGUAUGGGAUUUGUACCAAGCGAAUUUAUACAAUAGAAUAGAAUAUAAACAAGGACAAGUUUGACUACAAAAUAUUGUAUGCGCAGAGUAGAAUUGUAUACUCAAUGUGUUUGUAUCAUAUGCAAUACACAUAUAGUCAUUCGCGCAUCCGUAAUGUACAGUCAAUUGCGCGACAUCCGUGAUGGGUUCAAAGCUUACGUUUCGUCUUUAACUUAAGACAUCUUCAGAGCAAUGACAUACAAAGCUAAUAAACCUGCUAAUUCAAAGCUAAUAAACCUGCUACUGAUCGACUUAAGACGUUUUACCCUCAGACGAUACAUCUGUACAAAACGCGGAAACAUUUACUUGCUACUGAUAACUACAAGAAACAUACAUUUUAUUGUGUUACUGGAGAUUUGUUGCGUCAAACAAUAACAUUACUUUUAACUUCGAUGCGAAUUUUAAUACAAGUGAAGUAUGGUAUCAUAUUUCAUAAUAUAGUGAAAAAUGUAAACUAGCCCUACAUUUCGCCGAACAUAACUUCGGCCCCUUUGGACAUACCUUUUUCGUAAUAGUAUUAAUGGAAUCAGAAUCCAAAACACUAUUUAUAGUGUUAUUUUCAAGCUUGUGUCUUAAUUCAGAUUUUCAUCUUUCAUUUCGGUAUUUACAGAAUAUUUAUAUUUUUAGCGCGGCCCAUAGAACGUAAGUCAAAACAACGCGCUGUUUAAAUCGUAGGGGUCUAAAAUUCAACUUAAGACGUUUUACCUUCAGACUGCGCUUCCUUGGAAGUUGACUGCAUGGUUGGGGUUUUUUCGUGCAACGUCUCUGGAAAUGCAAUAUCUGGAUCGCUGAGUUUUUCAAGUUUUAUACGUUUAAUAUACGGACUCACAGAAUGUAAACAAUGUUGUCUGCGUUAGCGCAUCGCAUGCUCAGAGCUAAACCAUGUGCAUUCGUGGAUAACGUUUGUAUUUGUGAGUAAUACUUGUGUGUUUAUUGGGCAUUACGAAAACAUCUCCUGAGGAUCACGGCACGCUUUUAGCCUUUCACGCUUUGCGUCUGCGGUUCACAAUUUGUAUUCUAAUCUUGUCUAUUGCACCGUAGCUCGUAUGUCGUCAUUUUCAGGUCAGUGUGAACGCCUGAGCAGGCGUCUUGUUAUUUAUGUUUUUACGUGAGCUAUGCUUGAUAUUUUUAUUGUAGUUCUGUAUCUGCUACAGAAAUUUUGAAACCUUUUCUGAAAUAGCCAACCAAUCAAAUGAUAAUACUGGAAUACACAAGCAAUUUCAAGAACGGAAGUGUGAUGGUAUUUCCGUUUUGAGUAUUUUGACUGUAAAAAUAAAAUGAAAUGAACAUUUAAUUAAAACUCUAGCUGGUUCUCUUCACGUAAAAUUAUAUGGGAAACGUACAAGGCAGAUAUGGGCAUUUGACUAGUAUGCUUUUGCCCGCACCGUUGGGAAUUUGACAAUGGGUUUCGCCCGCACCGUCGGAAAUUUGACCGUAUUUUUUUUGAAAAGUCAAAUUCCUGGGGGUUCGCCCGGGAGGGGGGGGAUGAUCGCAGUUGGAAUUGACUCAUGCAUAAGUGUAUAAUAUAGUAAAUCAUCCUGUAAUACUCUUAGUGUAGUGAGGUUUUUAUAGCUAUCAAGUUUUUAUAGCCAUCAAGUUUGUAACAUAGUAUAAGUAUAUUGUAUAAUAUAAUUUGCAUUUUCCUGUAAUUAGUAUAGUGAGGGCCACAAGUUUUUCAGCCUUCGGCUGUAAUGUGUUUUACCCUCCUUAAAUAAAGUUGCUACCACUACUACUAAACCAAAAACUGAUUUUAGAAAUAUAAAUCAAAAUUUAAGAUGAUUAAUUUUAAUCUUAUAUUACGGAUUUCGGUCUCGGCUAUUAUGAAAGCUAUAUGAGGUAAAGCAUAAAUGUUUUGCACAUUUCGACUUCAAUGCCCUUUCUAUAUGAAAUAUUAAUAGUAUUCUUUGAUUAUUCUUUGUUUUGUUUUAAUUAUUAAGAUGCUUAAUGUAAACUACUGUCCAUCUCGACUAGCUUUUGCUAUUUAUGGACAGUAAUGAUGUAACAGUUAUAUUCUUCAUUAUUUAUUAAAAAUCUUGUAAUCUUGUAAUCUUGAUUAUUAGAUUACAUGAUUAUUAGAUUAUACUGAUAUCGAAGGAACUAGACUCAGUUCCGAAAUAUUACAUACUCGAACUGACCUGACCUCGUAGCUCAAUUGGCAGAGCAUUGGGCUAGUAUUCCAAAGGUCGUAGGUUCGAUUCCCACCAUGGCCAGGCAUAUUUCUCAAGCCUGCCCGGUGUGGAUAUACACUCAGAGUAACAUCACAAGCAUCCAAAUACCACUUAUUGAUAGAAGAGUUAAAGCUACCAUGAAUAUUUUAUUAAGCAACUUCGUAUGUUGCCAAGCAAAUUCAUUUAAAGAGCUGUUGUAUGUGUACUCUCUAAUUCUUGUAAAUUCUCUCUCAAAUUCUCCAAGAAAGCUCCUAAAUUAUCCUCCAUUUUGUAAAUUUUAUACAGAUAUUUAAUUAUUUUAAUUUAUGCAAGAUAAUACGGCAUUUUUAUCGCCAGGUUUAAUCCACAGACCGGAUCAAUCGGAACCAAAAAUUUCUACUGAUGGCACAUGCGCGAAUUUUGUUUUGUUCCGAUCCACUGCUUAUUUUCCGGAGUGGAAAUUAGCCUUAUCAAAUUACUAAACUCUUCAUGCACUUAUUCUGUACUACCUUUUCCCAGAUUGAUGUUGAGUGUGUAACAUUCUUAAGGGAGCUCUAAAUGUAAUUUCCUUUUACCCCCUUAGACUAACAAAGAUUUGUCAGGUGAACCUAAUGUAAGUAUUUUUUAGAAAAUUUAGCUUUUAUUAUCAGAUAACUCAGUUCAAAAAACACACUUACAGUACAUUACACUUGCUCACUUACAAAGAAUGGAGAAUGUUGCAAUUUCUAAAAUGAAUAAAAUGCUUUGCAAAUUGCCAAUUAUAUUCUCUUGUUCUGUUAAAAGGGUGAAGAGCUGUCAGUGUAUGAGAAAUAUCACAACCAAAAUAUUAAACGAAAUCAAUUACAUAUGAUAAAUUCUGGGCUGGUAAGUCAAAUACUAUACUGAACAAUUAACUGAUAUCUACCAUAGCUGAUAUCACAGUUGAUAUCACAGGCGAUAAAGUCCGGAUAAUGACUGAUAUUAUUUGGCUCAAUUUUGUCACCAAGGUAAGAUGAUGGGAUGCAGCGUAUCAAAUUAUGACACUUGUGAUUUACAACUUUUUCUGUGGAAAGAUAGAUCACAGACAUAAUGACUUAUUGCAAUUUCAUUGUUUGCAGUAGCUGAAAAUGGCAAGAUGGUUUGACACAACAAAUAUGACUUGCGAUUACUGUGUAUGUACUUUCAACAAAUUCUAUAUUGCCAUUAUUUGUAACCAAUGCUAAUUACUCAAAAUUUUGCAAUCACAUUUCUCUUCAUUCUGAUCCAGUCGGAGCUGGGAGAAAGUUCUGCCACUCCAUCUCCGGCUUGCCAAACUCCAGCACAGCACCUGAUACUUGCUUGCAUGUAGUGUAGAUAUUGUAUAUGUGGUAUUCACAUGUGGUUUUCUUUUUUUAGAUUUCUAAGGAUUCUGCAUUAUUGGUAACACCCCUCUAUGCAAUGACGAAAAGGCUGCAAGCUUGAAACCUCAUCAUACAAAAAAAUUGUGUAAAGUUAAAAAAAUUAAAAUUGACAAAGGUGACACAAAAGAAUCCCACUGUGUGGAACUAGGCAAAAAAACUCUUUGAAAGCAAAGAAAAAGAAAGCUCCAUAAAUUGAGUUAUUCACAACUCAAUUUUAUUACUUACAUUGUCCACUGCUCAGCGCUGUUGCCAGGAGACAUGAUACGCUUUUUUCAAUGAGAUCCAAGAAUAAAUUAACUUUACUUUAAAGUUUUGUGUUGUUUAUCAAUAAUAACAUUGCGAGAAAGCUAGCAACUUUUUGAAUUUUGGGAGCAACUUUUUUCAAUUUUGGCAACUUUUGAGCAACUUUUCCCCAUUUUUGUGAGCAACUUUUGCUCAAAUUAAUAGCACAAUCUAUAAAGGCCUACCAUGAAGGAAGCAUUAUAUCGCAAAGGACAUGGUAAUGUCACAAAAUUAGCCCUUUUGGUCAUAGCUCCGCCCCCUUUCAACCGAUUUUCUUCAAACCACUUUCACAUUAAUCCUUGAGUUAUACGCUUGCUUUCGAAUGAGCUGUGUUUCGUCUCAGUCGGAUAAAACCCGGUGGAGCUACGGGCCAGCCCACAUGUACUUUUUUUGAAAAAACUUUUUUGACUUUGUAACGUGACCUAUGACCUAUGGCAAGAGCAGUCCCGCACCAGACUCCAUGUGAACAUCAUGUCGACGUCAAAGGUUCUGUUCAGCUCUGAACUAAAAAUGUUUUUAGCCAACGUUUUAAACAUCGAUAAGCUGGAAAAGUUUCGAAAAAAAAGUCAAAAUAAAAGUCAAAAUCAAAGUAAAAUAUUUAAGCUUUAUUUGACUUGCUCUAUCCAAAAAACAAAUAUGGAAAAAACCCUUUAAAAAAUCAUAAAAAAUAGAAGAAAAAAAAUUUAAUUAAUUCUGUCCAAAUACUUAAGCUUAUCUUAGUCUAUUCUAUCCAAAAAGCAAAAAAAAAUACCAAAUACGAAAUUAAAAAUUACCAAAAUAGGGAAAAGUCCGUUGACAUUGUUUUGUAUUUUUAAAAUUAAUUAGUGGGUUAAUAAAAAAGAAAGAUAAUCAAUAUAUUAUCUAAUUUAAAAUACUUUAACCAUGCAGCUGCUUUAAUUGAAAAUAUGAUAAUAUCGUUGUAGGAUAAGUAUAGAUCUGAAGACACAGAUGCAACUUGUUAUGAUGGAACAUUCAAACACCCACUUACUGGAAAUGCAAGAAGAUAUGUACUCGGCGAUAGAUUUCACAAUGCUGCAAAUCCACAGAAGUCGCCUUUGUGUGACUAUCAUGACAUCAAUCUUCUCCGUCAAUCAAAUAUGAUCAAGACACGUUAUCAGGAAUGCGAAAACAACAGAAAAAACACCCGUAGACCCAGAAGUUCAUGUAUUCAGGAAUUUGGAACUCACUUUUUCUACAAUUAUCUCAUGGACUAUUUCCAAAAUGAAGAUAUUGUGAAAAGACAGAGACAAUUGGUAUCUGCUAAUUUGAAACCGAACCAAGAACUAAAAAGAGACAACGUUUUGUUAUUGUAACUCACGAGUAGUGAAAGCUAUUAAGGUAAAAUCAGUUAAACAUUAAAAUACUCUUCAACUGAUUAAUGAUUGUUUGUGUGCUACCAUGAAGGAAGCAUUAUAUCGCGAAGGACAUGGUAAUGUCACAAAAUUAGCCCUUUUGGUCAUAGCUCCGCCCCCUUUCAACCGAUUUUCUUCAAACCACUUUCACAUUAAUCCUUGAGUUAUAAGCUUGCUUUCGAAUGAGCUGUGUUUCGUCUCAGUCGGAUAAAACCCGGUGGAGCUACGGGCCAGCCCACAUGUACUUUUUUUGAAAAAACUUUUUUGACUUUGUAACGUGACCUAUGACCUAUGGCAAGAGCAGUCCCGCACCAGACUCCAUGUGAACAUCAUGUCGACGUCAAAGGUUCUGUUCAGCUCUGAACUAAAAAUGUUUUUAGCCAACGUUUUAAACAUCGAUAAGCUGGAAAAGUUUCGAAAAAAAAGUCAAAAUAAAAGUCAAAAUCAAAGUAAAAUAUUUAAGCUUUAUUUGACUUGCUCUAUCCAAAAAACAAAAAAAAAUUAAAAAUAUGGAAAAAACCCUUUAAAAAAUCAUAAAAAAUAGAAGAAAAAAAAUUUAAUUAAUUCUGUCCAAAUACUUAAGCUUAUCUUAGUCUAUUCUAUCCAAAAAGCAAAAAAAAAUACCAAAUACGAAAUUAAAAAUUACCAAAAUAGGGAAUAGUCCGUUGACAUUGUUUUGUAUUUUUAAAAUUAAUUAGUGGGUUAAUAAAAAAGAAAGAUAAUCAAUAUAUUAUCUAAUUUAAAAUACUUUAACCAUGCAGCUGCUUUAAUUGAAAAUAUGAUAAUAUCAUUGUAGGAUAAGUAUAGAUCUGAAGACACAGAUGCAACUUGUUAUGAUGGAACAUUCAAACACCCACUUACUGGAAAUGCAAGAAGAUAUGUACUCGGCGAUAGAUUUCACAAUGCUGCAAAUCCACAGAAGUCGCCUUUGUGUGACUAUCAUGACAUCAAUCUUCUCCGUCAAUCAAAUAUGAUCAAGACACGUUAUCAGGAAUGCGAAAACAACAGAAAAAACACCCGUAGACCCAGAAGUUCAUGUAUUCAGGAAUUUGGAACUCACUUUUUCUACAAUUAUCUCAUGGACUAUUUCCAAAAUGAAGAUAUUGUGAAAAGACAGAGACAAUUGGUAUCUGCUAAUUUGAAACCGAACCAAGAACUAAAAAGAGACAACGUUUUGUUAUUGUAA